This is a messenger RNA of Abrus precatorius (Indian licorice), 1485 nucleotides long. RefSeq names its product probable polyol transporter 6. Gene Ontology annotation, biological process: transmembrane transport. Gene Ontology annotation, cellular component: membrane. Lineage: Eukaryota; Viridiplantae; Streptophyta; Magnoliopsida; Fabales; Fabaceae. The coding region runs from base 1 to 1485 and encodes 494 amino acids. Gene Ontology annotation, molecular function: myo-inositol:proton symporter activity. The record is from RefSeq and is a predicted model, not a curated record. The transcript has 2 exons.
AUGGAAAACGGUAAUGAUGGAAAUGGGAACAGAAGGUUCAACAAGUAUGCCUGUGGUUCAGUGAUGGCUGCCUCUAUUGUCUCUGCUAUAUAUGGUUACGUUGUUGGAGUGAUGGCUGGAGCACUGGUAUUUAUAAACGAAGAUCUUAAAAUCAGUGACCUAAAAGUGCAGUUCCUAGUGAGCAUGUCACACGUGUGUGCACUACCAGGAUGCAUGGCCGCUGGAAGAACUUCUGAUUACAAAGGUCGUCGUUGCACCAUUAUUCUAGCUUCCAUCAUUUUCUUCUUGGGCUCAAUUGUAAUGGCCGGUGGCCCAUCCUAUCCAAUCUUAAUAAUUGGAGGCUGCAUUGUUGGAUUUGGUGUGGGUUUUGCACUGAUUGUUGCACCAGUUUAUAGUGCAGAAAUUUCACCUCCUUCCUAUAGAGGCUUUCUCACCUCUCUUCCAGAACUUUCCAUAAACUUAGGACUCUUACUUGGCUAUGUCUCAAACUACUUUCUUGGAAAAUUGUCUCUUAAACUUGGUUGGAGAUUGAUGGUGGGUAUCCCUGCAAUUCCUUCAUUUGGUUUAAUCAUUUUAAUGUUGAAAUUGGUAGAGUCACCAAGGUGGUUAAUCAUGCAAGGACGUGUAGGUGAGGCUAGGAAAGUGCUUUUACUAGUAUCUAAUACAAAGGAAGAAGCUGAACAACGCUUGAAGGAAAUAAAAGCUGUUGUUGGCAUUGAUGAAAACUGCACUCAACACAUUGUGGAAGUUACAAAGAAAACUAGUAGCGGUUCAGGAGCUCUUAAGGAACUUUUUUGUAAACCUUCACCUCCUGUGCGUAGGAUACUACUUGCGGCAAUUGGAGUUCAUGUUUUGUUGCAGAUUGGAGGAAUUGCAGCUAUUUUGUUAUAUGGUCCAAGAAUCUUUCAGAGAGCAGGAAUCAUUGAGAAUAGUAAGCUCAUGCUAGCCACAGUUGGUAUUGGAGUCAGCAAAUUUGUAUUUACAUUCAUGUCAAUAUUUUUGUUGGAUAGAGUUGGGAGGAGAAUUCUCUUGUUGAUUAGUUCAGGAGGCAUGGUUGUGACCCUAUUAGGGAUGGGUAUUUGCUUGACUGUAGCAGAGCAUUCCACAGAAAAAGUACAGUGGGUGAUAAACUUUACCAUUGUUGCUACCUACAUCUUUGUGGCUUUUAUGUCUAUUGGAAUUGGACCAGUGACAUGGGUUUAUAGUUCAGAGAUUUUUCCCCUUAGGUUCAGAGCACAAGGUCUUGGUGUUUGUGCUGCCGUGAACAGAAUUACAAAUGUGGCAGUAGUUUCAACUUUCAUUUCAAUUUAUAAAGCAAUAACAAUGGGGGGGAUUUUCUUUAUGUUUGCAAGUAUCAAUGCUAUGGCUUGGUGCUUCUACUAUUUCUUGCCAGAAACUAAAGGAAGAUCAUUAGAAGAUAUGGAGACCAUCUUUGGGAAAAAUUCCAAGUUGGAGAUACAAACGCUGCCCGAGUACAACAAAUAA